UUGACCGCUGACACCGUUAUAGUGGUCGAUGUGUUGUUACAUGUGAAGAAAACUAAAGAUGACGAAGCAGACACGAACGUGCCUUGUCCGCCUGGAGAGUCAGGUGAUGUAGAGGUAGUACCGAUUCUACACACGUUAAUAUAUCAGAUAAGUUCGUUGCGUGUGUACUACCCUAAAGAUCUGCGGCCGCCCGACAACAGGAAGUCAGUGUUGAAAACUAUAGGAGAGGUCAAGAAACGGUUCCCUGAAGGACCGCCGCUACUGAAUCCAAUCAAAGACAUGAAAAUAGAGGACCCUGUGUUCAAAGAAUGCGUCGAAAGAAUCAAACUACUAGAAGAAAGAUUAUACUCUCAUCCCCUCCACAACGACAAAAACCGCGGCGCUCUGACAGCGGCUUACGACGCGAAACAAGAAAUAUAUGAAGAAUUGACGACCGCUAAAACAGAAUUGAGAAAGGCAAAGAGUAUACUACAGAUGGACGAACUUAAGAAACGAAAACGAGUGUUGAGACGACUCGGAUACUGUACACUGUCUGAUGUUAUAGAAAUGAAGGGCAGGAUAGCGUGCGAACUCAGCAGUGCGGACGAGCUGCUUCUAACGGAACUGAUCUUCAACGGUGUGUUUAACAAUCUGUCCGCGGAGCAGAGCGCGGCGCUAGUGAGCUGCUUCGUGUGUGACGAGAACAGUACGCAGACCUCCGCCACCGGCGAGGAGCUGAGGGGCGUCCUCAGACAACUACAGGAAUACGCGCGUAGAAUAGCAAAAGUAUCGAUAGAUGCGAAGAUGGAUCUCGAUGAGGAUGAGUACGUCGGCAAAUUCAAAUGUACCCUCAUGGAUGUAGUACUGGCGUGGGCCAAGGGCGCCUCCUUCCUACAGAUAUGCAAGAUGACUGACGUCUUUGAAGGUUCAAUAAUUCGUUGUAUGCGUCGUCUUGAGGAGGUUCUCCGUCAGUUGUGUCAGGCUGCCAAGAACAUCGGGAACACGGACUUGGAGAACAAGUUCAGCGACGCCAUCAAGAUGUUGAAGAGAGACAUCGUGUUCGCGGCCAGUCUUUAUAUGUAG
Molecule: messenger RNA, 1062 nt
Organism: Danaus chrysippus (African queen)
Lineage: Eukaryota; Metazoa; Arthropoda; Insecta; Lepidoptera; Nymphalidae
Source: the annotation of a GenBank genome assembly